AUGACUACGGUGAUUGAUGUGGAAAAUUAUGUUGAAUUUGGUAAGAUGUAUAAAAAGAAGUGCGCUGACCUGAAAAUAUGUGUGGAUGAUGGAAUAAUUGGCAUGAUUAACUAUAUGAAAUCCAUUGACACUGAUGUGUAUGAGUUCAUGAUAGCUGAAUUGAAAGAUUGCCUGAAGAAGUGUGAAAUAUUCACCGAAAUGUAA
Molecule: messenger RNA, 204 nt
Organism: Enterospora canceri
Lineage: Eukaryota; Fungi; Microsporidia; Enterocytozoonidae
Source: the annotation of a GenBank genome assembly